AAUGUGAUCAGUUAUUAAUCUCAGCGUUACUGAGCUUUACUCAACACAAAACCUACUCCUCCUCCUAAACCUAACCAACAUUGUUGAUAAUCAAUCACCAGAAAGUUUAUGGAUGAUGUAAGUAUCCGUAGAUCAUUUACAGGGGACCAUCAACAUGAAGUAUGACCAAAGUCUAGGACAACACCUUCAGCACAGAUAAGAUUAGAUGAUGAAGAAGAAAGGAUUGCUCAUGAACCAAAAACACGAACCUAGCCUAACCCUGCCUGAGCGUGCAGUUCACUUACCGAAGACAAAAACAGUCCCCUGAAAAAUCCUCCUGUUCACUUCAACAGGAGGUCUCCGCACGUCACUGAGGUCCGAGGACUGAGCCGGGAAAGCGAAACAGAGGGACAGAGCCAUGGCGAGUGAGAAAGUGACUGAGGUGGAGAUGGAGAAGAUCAGCCCAGCGGAGGAGAGAGAGAGUGAGGAUGCAGAGAAAGGCAAAGUGAGAGAGACUAAAGCAGAAGAGAAAGAGGCGGAAAAUCCAGAAGGAAAAGAAGACAAAGAGAAAGAAGACGACGAUCCUUUGUAUUCCAAACUGAACAACCCAACAGAAGACGUCUACAGUUUGGCUAGGAUGCCCGGUUCCCCCAGAAAAGACCAGAAAGAUGUUUACAGGAAGGUCCGUUUGUACCGGAGACUCUGCGUCGCUCUCCUCAUCGUCUGUGUUGUGCUGCUGGCUGUGCUUCUGGCGCUCGCUGUGAAAUUGUCCGAAGCACAGUCCAGUCAGCGGUAUCAACCGGCAGCCGAGAGCUCCACAGCACCAGCGAGUUGCAGCCUCCAAACAUGUGAGGCCUUGUUUCCAACACUGAUGGCCUCGCACCACAGCGGGGAGGCAGGAGAACCCCAGCACGUUGUUGCAGACAAUCAUGCAGGACUGGUGUGCUCCGAGUGUGGAAAAGGCUGGCUCAAGUAUGACGACUCCUGCUACCUGCUGUCUCGGGUGCGCCGCACUUGGCAGGAGAGCAGGGAGGAGUGCCUGAAGUUGGGAGGAGACCUGACCGUCAUUCGCAGCGAACGUGUGCAGAGAUUUCUGACUAACAAGGGACUCAUGCAGUACUGGAUCGGUCUCCACCGUUCAGAAACGCAGGAGUGGACCUGGAUUAACAACACCGCUCUAACCACGGGUUAUUGGGCCACAAACCUUCAGGAGGGCAACUGUGUGUUCCUGAACGGAGGAAAGUGGCACAAAGGCAACUGGCAUUCGAGCCGAUGUGAACUCUACUCAAACUACAUCUGCCAGAGAGGUUAAAACUGGAGACAUGAACCAUCACCAUCUCCCUACAGCUGUUAUAUCUGCCUUUAAUCCAAUCAGUUAAUCUCAUUUACCUUCCACACAUGCAGUUCACACGUUAUAAGACAGAAAUCAGCACAUGAAGCAUGAUCCGUUCCAUGAUGAGCAAUCAAGUAGACAAUUUUACAUCAUUAUUAUUAAAUGAGGUGAGCUAAGUAAAUUCACUGAAAGUGGCUUUGUGCUUAUUUUAUUGAUGUCUUUUAAUUGCACUAAUUUUACAGCUAUAAUAUUGCACUAAAAAUUCUCCUACAGAAUGUAUUAUAAGUCUAAAAGAACGCCAGUGUAGCUGCCUUUUAAUUAAGUGGUGAGACGUCUUUGUCUUUUUACCAUGAUUAAGAUGCCUAUGUGUUGUCUGUGGGCUGUAAUUUAGCUUUUCUACCCCACACAGUCUCUAUGUGAUGUGAUUGUCAAAUAUAAUGUGGUCGUCGUUGAAUAAAGUACUUUUCUUUUACACUUCG
Molecule: messenger RNA, 1791 nt
Organism: Pygocentrus nattereri (red-bellied piranha)
Lineage: Eukaryota; Metazoa; Chordata; Actinopteri; Characiformes; Serrasalmidae
Exons: 8
Coding region: 398-1291 (297 amino acids)
Source: RefSeq, a predicted model, not a curated record